GCCGCCCCGGAGCCGCCGCCGCCAGCCACCGACGCCCGCCCCGCGCCGCCGCGCCGCCGCGAUGGAUCUAUUCGACUUUUUCCGGGACUGGGACUUGGAGCAGCAGUGUCACUACGAACAAGAUCGCACUGCUCUUAAAAAAAGGGAGUGGGAGAGGAGGAAUCAAGAAGUCCAACAAGAAGACGAUCUCUUUUCUUCAGGCUUUGAUCUUUUUGGGGAACCCUACAAGACAAACAAAGGUGAUGCACUUGCCAACCGAGUCCAGAACACGCUGGGAAACUAUGAUGAAAUGAAGGACUUGCUAACUAACCAUUCUAAUCAGAAUCACCUAGUGGGAAUCCCAAAGAAUUCUGUGCCCCAGACUCCUGUCAACAAAAAUGAAUCAAGUUUUUUCCCAGAACAAAAGAAUCGAAUGAUCCCACCUCAACAAGAUAACACUCACUACUCCUCGGCACCAAUGCCACCACCUUCCGUUGUGAUACUGAAUUCAACCCUGAUACACAGCAACAGGAAAACCAAACCUGAGUGGCCAAGAGACAGUCACAAUGCUAGUGUUGUACCGGCCAACCAGGCUGGGAGCCAGCCAAACAAGGUGCAGAACUCUGCCCAGGACCAACUCCCGGCCAGACUGGAAGACUUCUUUGUCUACCCAGCUGAACAGCCGCCAGUGGGGACCGUUCAAGAACCAAACCCAUCUGCUAAGGAAGACAAUACUCUCCAGUCCAGUGGAGGGGAUACUUUCAAAGAAAUCUUUCAAUCCAACUCACCAGAAGAAUCUGAAUUUACAGUGCAAGCACCUGGGUCUCCCCUAGUCGCCUCGUCGUUAUUAGCUCCCAGCAGUUUGCCUCAAAACUUCCCAACAGGGCUCUACUGCAAAACAAACAUGGGACAGCAAAAACCAACUGCAUAUGUCAGACCCAUGGAUGGUCAAGACCAGGCCCCGGACAUUUCUCCAACACUGAAGCCUUCCAUUGAAUUUGAGAACAGUUUUGGGAAUCUGACAUUUGGAUCACUCUUGGAUGGAAAACCCAGUGCAGCAAAGACUAAACUACCAAAGUUUACGAUUCUCCAAACAAGUGAAGUGAGCCUUCCCAGUGAUCCAAGCUGUGUGGAAGAAAUCUUACGGGAGAUGACCCCUUCCUGGUCUACUCCUCUCACUGCCAUGCACGGUCCUGGACAUUCUGAGCAGAAUCCAUUUUCCACCCCAGCACAGGAAUCACAGCAUCUGACCCCAGGAUUUGCCUUACAAAAGUGGAGUGACCCAACCAGCAGAGCUUCUACAAAGAUGCUCGAAGACGACUUGAAGCUGAGCAGUGACGAAGAUGACCUUGAACCUGUGAAGACCUUGACAACCCAGUGCACUGCCACUGAGCUCUACCAGGCUGUUGAAAAGGCAAAACCUAAGAGUAAUGCUCUAAACACACUCUUGGCCUCACCACCUCCCCCACCUGCAGUGCAAGGCACGGGAGGAGCAGGCAGUUCCAGCGAGUCGGAAAGCAGCUCAGAGUCCGACUCUGAUACUGAGAGCAGCACCACAGACAGCGAAGCCAAUGAGGCGCCACCUCGCGUGGCCACUCCAGAGCCUGAACCACCCUCAACCAACAAAUGGCAAUUGGAUAAAUGGCUUAACAAAGUGACAUCUCAGAAUAAAUCAUUUAUUUGUGGUCAAAAUGAAACACCCAUGGAAACAAUGCCGAUUCCUCCACCAACCGUCAAACCAAUCGAGGUUCCGAUCAAAAUGAAGACAAACCCCAGCCAGGUCCUUCCUGAGCCAAAAGAAAAGCCUCUGCUUGGUCUCAUUAAGGAGAAAAGUCGCCCACGGCCCACUCAGAAGGCUCCGGAAGUCAAGGCUGUGAAGCACAAGUUAUCCGUAACCCUUGACACCAUGUCUCAGAGGACGACUGGGAAAAAACAACCCAAGAAGAUUGAUAACACCAGCGUUGAUGAUUUCACUUGGCCCAAACCAAAUAAUAUCAGCAGCACUCCCAAAGAAAAAGAAAGCAUGGAGCUUCCCGAACCCCCGAGAGGCCGGAACAAGGGCACCACCCACAAGCCGAUGCCAAGGAAAGAACCCAGACCGAGCAUCACCUUGGCGGCUGAGAAGAAGAAGUACAGGGGAGCCAGCAAGAUGGUGCCAAAGUCCCGGGAAUUCAUUGAGACAGAUUCGUCUACUUCUGAUUCCAACACUGACCAGGAAGAGACCCUGCAGAUCAAAGUCCUGCCUCCUUGCGUUGCCCCUGCGGGGAACGCGGCCAAAUCCAAGGAUGCUAGUCUGACCCUCAGCACAUUCCUCAAUAACAGCGCUGGCAACCGUGGGCCCAUAAGUCAGGAGGAGCCGCUGCCCACUCUGCGUGAUCCUGAGAAUCUGAAAAAUCUCUGGGUGAAGAUCGACCUUGACUUGCUCUCUCGAGUUCCUGGCUCUAACUCAGUGCAAACAGCUCCAGCCAAGCCGGACCAUAAGGAAACUGCCUCCAAACCCAGACGUCCAACUGCCACCGCUACUGCCACCUCUGCUGAAAAACCUGCCCCAAAGGGCAAACGCAAGCACAAGCCAACAGAGAUUGCAGAGAAAAUACCAGAGAAGAAGCAGCGCGUGGAGGACAACACUAUUUGCCUGCUCCCGCCUUGCAUCUCACCAGCUCCACCACACAAGCCUCCCAACACUAAAGAAAAUGGUUCGUCCAGGAGAGCAAACAGAAGAAAAGAAGAAAAGCUGUUUCCUCCUCCACUUUCCCCUCUGCCAGAGGAUCCCCCGCGUCGCAGAAAUGUCAGUGGCAACCAUGGCCCCUUCGGUCAAGACAAAAACAUCCCUGUAAUUGGACAGAUCACCUCUACCAAGCCCAAGAGGAGUGAAGGCAGAUUUUGUGCAACCUUCAAAGGGAUAUCCAUAAAUAAUGGAGACACUACCAGAAAGCCAGCCUCUGCUACCAUCACCAUCACCAACACUUCUCUUACCAGUGCCAUGGUCAAUUCUGCUGCUCUCGUCUCAGCCACUGUCACAGCAACUGCCACAGCCACAGCAACAGCCACCACCACAACUACUACCACUACCAUUUCCACUAUAACGUCCACCAUCUCUACUGGCCUCAUGGACAGCAGUCACCUGGAGAUGACAUCCUGGGCGGCCCUGCCUCUUUUGUCAAGCAGCACCACUAAUGUCCGAAGACCCAAGCUUACUUUUGAUGACUCGGUACACAAUGCUGAUUUUUACAUGCAAGAAGCUAAGAAGCUAAAACACAAAGCUGAUGCACUGUUCGAGAAAUUUGGCAAAGCUGUGAAUUAUGCGGAUGCAGCCCUGUCCUUCACUGAAUGUGGCAAUGCGAUGGAGCGUGACCCCCUGGAAGCCAAGUCUCCAUAUACCAUGUACUCCGAGACCGUGGAGCUCCUAAGGUAUGCCAUGAGGCUGAAGAACUUUGCGAGCCCCUUGGCUUCAGAUGGAGACAAAAAGCUGGCAGUGUUAUGCUACCGAUGCUUGUCGCUUCUCUACUUGCGGAUGUUUAAACUGAAGAAGGACCAUGCUAUGAAGUACUCCCGAUCCCUGAUGGAAUAUUUUAAGCAAAAUGCUUCAAAAGUCGCUCAGAUGCCAUCUCCUUGGGUCGGCAGCAAUGGGAAGAACACCCCAUCACCGGUGUCCCUCAACAAUGUGUCUCCUAUCAACGCAAUGGGCAACUGUAACAAUGGCCCAAUCACCAUUCCUCAACGCAUUCACCACAUGGCCGCCAGCCAUGUCAACAUCACUAGCAACGUGCUACGGGGUUAUGAGCACUGGGACAUGGCAGACAAACUGACAAGAGAGAACAAAGAAUUCUUUGGAGAUCUGGAUACACUGAUGGGGCCUCUGACCCAGCACAGCAGCAUGACCAAUCUUGUCCGCUACGUUCGCCAGGGACUGUGUUGGCUGCGUAUCGAUGCUCACUUAUUGUAGUGGGUGCACCACCAUUUCUGGUAUUAACACUCAUCAUUCUACCUCUACCAGAGCACCAAUGGUCACUGGUGGAAAUUCACUCAUUUUGGACAGUUCUUUGAUUCUGUUUGUUUCAGUAUAUUUGUGAUAUCUGCAAAACACAGAGGUAUCAGAUGUCAGUGUAAGUGGACACUACAACUUGAGAGCAGUGUAUGUUUAUGACUGUCAUUUUCCAACAUAUUGUAUACAGCAUUUGUCACAUCCCACCAUCGUUUUGUAGAACCAUGCAUUCAUUCCCAACAGUAUUGUUUGAAGUCCACACUACCCAAAAUAAUGGAAAUAACUUAUGAUGAUAACAGGUUCCUGAACAAUGAAGUCACAUAUACAUGUACAUAUAUGUGUAUAUAUGGACUUAGAAACAGAGAAUCUGCAAGAUUCCUAAUUUCAGCAUUAAUCAUUCCCCAAACCAUAAUCAUAUAUUCAGAAAAGAACAUAUUUCAUAGUCCGUUGUUAAACUUUUUGUUCCCACACACUUAAUCUUCAGGUGAGAAUUUUCAUUAUCAAAACCCAGUGGGUAAAGAAGUUUAUUAUAUUGCUACAGCAACAUCAUAAAAUCAAGAAUAUUAAGGAAAUAAAUGAGCGUAGCAAUGCCACUCUUCAAUAUUAUGCCACACAACCAGAGAGGCUUUUGGUUUGAUUUGGUUAAUAUACCUUUUUUGAUUCCCUAUUUAAAAAAAAAUAAUGGGGCCGAGAAGAUAGUACAGAGGGUAGGGUGCCUGUUUUGGUUGUAACCAACCCAGGUUUGAACUUCAACAUCCCAUAUGGUCCCCUGAGUUCCACCCUGAGUACAGAGCUAGGAGUAAGCCCUAAGCACAGCUGGGUGUGGCCCCAAAAUUCAAGCAAAACCUUUUUAAUGAGAGAAGUGGGAACAUUUAUUUUGACAACUUUCAGGCAUCAGCUGCCUUAGUAUUUUUAAAAAUCAUUAUUUGAAGCAUAAAUCCUCACCUGGGAUUCUCUUUGUAUAAAGCUCUCCUUUUGAGAGGCAGUUCAGUGGGUGCAUUUCCCAGUGAUCAAAAUGCUACACUCCAGUUUUAGAAAUGAGACCUAGGAGAGGUCUAGACAGUGUCCAAGGAUUUUAUACCUCGGCCUCAUUUACAGUUCAUAGGUGGGAACAUAAAUGGCAGGAUUUUUAAAAAUCAUAGUAUAAGCAAAUCUUUGAAGUAAAAGUCAAAUUAUUACUACCUAGAAAUAAUAAUGUACAGCUUACUUCCUAGUGGCUUUAAAGUCUGGACUUCCUUGAUUAUUAUUCACAGUUUCUAUUUUACGGGGUUUCUUUUCUAUCUUUGAACUUUCUUUUCUUUUGUAUUUUUGGAUCAUUAGCUUUUGACAAAUAGAAUCACUGAUUUUAUUCAUGUCUACAAUAACAUGAAACAUUUCUAUGAAAAUUCCAAAGAAAACUCCAAACUCUCUAAGUAGUAGCUAGUCUUUCAACAACAGCAACAAAAACAAACAGACAGACAAAAGAACCAACCCUGAGUCUUGGGGGUUUCUCUGGGGUGCUUGGAAAGAACCCUGCCCCCGAAGAUUGGGAACAGUUCACUUAAUUUAGAGAUAUUUCCACAUGGGUUGCAAUGAUCACCACUUCUUACGAUCCUUGACAUUCAUAUUAUCCCUGAACAUCACAAUGUAAAUAUUAUCUUUGGUGUUACAGCUCACCAGAAAAAUCCCCCACAUGUAGUAAACACUAUCCAUACAUUAAUUCCUUGUAACUACCUGCUGGUAUAUAAUUCUACAUAGCAUUUAAAUCUGCUGAGUUAUUGAAUUCUGUUCACUAUUCACCAGAUGAAUAGUAGACACAUGCACAUGAAAGAUGCGAAUUUGCCUGAUUUUUUGAGCAAUUCUUGUAAAUCUGUGAUAGGAACAGCAAGGGAUUCCUCUACACUCUCAUUGUCAAGGUUCGAUAUAUCUCCCGUUGCAAGAGACGGACUUGAGCUCCACUGGUCAUCUUUGAGUUUAAGGCCCUUUGUUGUAUAAUAAGGUUUUGGAAGUUACACUCCAAUGACUGAGGCCACAUUGAUGAGAUGGCUGCUAGGAGUAUCCCAGCAGCUGAACCCAGCACUUUUGAUGCUCCCAGUGUGGUUGAGCUUUAUGUUCAGAAUCUCAGCAACAACACACAUGAAGACAAACACAGAGACAAAUGAAACCUCAGAGAAUCUUUUCUGAGCCUCUCAAGGGAGGCAAAUGAUCCUAUGAAUGACUCCAAACACCCCAGCUGGGUGUCACAUAAAAAUUAAGCUGAAGGCUUUGCCGUGACUCAAGUUCUCUUUUUUAUUACCAUGGCUUACCAUGUAACGGGCCUGGCUAUUCACCAUAUAAUAAAACCAACUGACUUGACUUAUAAAUUCAACUUAGACCACAAUCCUAGACCACCACGGAUUUAGGUAUGGAUUCUUGAAAUCCAGUCUCCAGAAACUAGACAUUAGAAUGCUGGGGGCAGAUUCCCAGAGGGGAGAAAGCGUAUUUCCCCAUGGGUGCAAGAUUUCUAUCUCUAGUUUCACUGAGUCACUGUAUCUACUUUACAUAUUUCAGAGGGGCAGCAGGCAGUCCUGCUGUCAGACAUCAGCUUCGGUGGCUGAGUAUGAAGUGUGUGCCAAAGCAGCAACACGAUGAUCAACUCUGACAGUUGAGCUCAGGAUCACCACCUGAUAAUUUAGGAGACCCAUUUCAAAACAGCUGAAAAACCAAUUAAAGAUGGAGGAUGAUUUGCCCUCCAGAUCCUGGAGAUGAGGCAUCUUGCAGUUUCAGAAGAAAGGAUUGUUGCUCUAUACUUGGCAUUCUAUUUGUCAUGCUGUAAAUGGUGAUCUGUGUUGUAGGUGUGCAGCUAUUUGAAGGAUUGAGAUAUUUUGUCAAGUAAAUCUCUUCAGUGUACUGGUUUGUGGGAGGGAUGUGAGACCUGUGGACGGCAGGGAGAGGUCCUUCCUGGAGACCUUGAGGAGGCUUGGUGAGACACUUCUCAAUGGCACAUGGAGGUAUGGGCAGAGCCAUGGCAAUGUACACCUGAGCAAGUACACAGAAGGAUCUCAGCCCUGCAACAGGAGCCGGGUAGGGCCACCACUAUGCCUUCAUUUGUCACCCAAGCUCCAAACACAGAGAGUUUGACAAGUUUGUGUUAUGAUGUGGGCUUGGCUUUGUAUUUUUAAUUAACUUUGGAUUUUUUAGUGGUUUUGUCAUAUUACUGUCUGAGUUUGGUAGGUAGGGUUAAUUUGACAGAGUAUACUAGUGUGGUCCUUGGGGUAGAAUUUAGCCGUAAGCAUGUUGUUAGCCAGCCUGUAGACUGUUAAUUACUUAAUAAUCUCAUUGGGAAAAUACUAGUAGUUUUAUAUUUGGAUGACGUAAUUGAAAAAGCAGACUAGCUGCUUCUAACUUUCAGAAGACAUGAGGUUGGGAUGCCUUUUUUUUUCCCAUGUGAUGGUUUAAAAAAGUUUCAGAACUGUAGUCAAUCACUGAGUUACUAAAUUAGAAACCAUUGGCUAAAAGGUUUUGCGCAGUUUCCAAAUGGAUCGAUUGUCAUUUGGACAUUACAUUGCUGAAGGCAUGGGGUUAGGUCUGCCUUGGAAAGAUACUCGUUCUAUCGUAUCUUUCUCGAAGCUAACUAAUUCUGAUUUGGAUUUAUUCAAAUUUGCAUCCUGGAGAUGGGAGUUGCAGUGUGAAGUUGGAAAGCAUUUUUGAAGGCAGUAUUGAUUUAGCUGUGAGGGUGAAGCCCUCAUUACUUAUCAAUAGACAUGAUAAAGUUCACCUGCAAGAGUUGGCAGGUGGGAUAACCAAACUGGAUCACUGGGUAGGACUACUCAGUAAGGCAGUGAACUGCUUGCUUAGAGAAGUAUCACUCUUCCCAUUGAGAAAAUGUGUGGCAACACAGUGUAGCUACACAGAAUCAAGUGAAUGGGUCAAUCUAGUGCCCCCAAGUCAAUUCUGUGGGGUUAAAGUAUUGAGCCAGUUGUCACCACUCUGUUACACGACUGGCAGACUAAAUUCUUUGUCCUCCUCGUUACCGUUGUUGUUGUUGUUGUUGUUGUUGUUAUUGUUGUUAUUGUUGUUUCUCAUCUUCACUUGCACAGCCUUAUUCUCAUAAUUAAACUCUGAUUCAUUUUCUCUUUGGUGUUAGCAAACUCCAACUACUGAUGUGACAUCUGUGUAUUGAUAAUCAGCAUUUACCCUGGCAGGAGGCAAGUCGGAUAGGCUGUUCUCUGAUGUUGACGAUACCAUCGGAUAUCUUCGGGGAAAGAAAAUGUAUUAAUUCCCUUUCCUUUCUCCUCGCAAAGCUAGAAGCCCUCUACCAGGCGCAUCACAUUUUCCUCUGUAAUCCAUAGACUACAAGAAAAUUGCAUU
Sorex araneus (European shrew) is the source of this 8293-nucleotide messenger RNA. RefSeq names its product ALF transcription elongation factor 2 (gene AFF2). Gene Ontology annotation, molecular function: G-quadruplex RNA binding. The transcript is spliced from 21 exons. Bases 62 to 3925 code for a protein of 1287 amino acids. Lineage: Eukaryota; Metazoa; Chordata; Mammalia; Eulipotyphla; Soricidae. Gene Ontology annotation, cellular component: nuclear speck; nucleus. Gene Ontology annotation, biological process: regulation of RNA splicing. The record is from RefSeq and is a predicted model, not a curated record.